Olea europaea var. sylvestris is the source of this 3871-nucleotide messenger RNA. RefSeq names its product probable cellulose synthase A catalytic subunit 3 [UDP-forming]. The record is from RefSeq and is a predicted model, not a curated record. Gene Ontology annotation, molecular function: cellulose synthase (UDP-forming) activity. Bases 322 to 3612 code for a protein of 1096 amino acids. The transcript has 14 exons. Gene Ontology annotation, cellular component: plasma membrane; trans-Golgi network. Lineage: Eukaryota; Viridiplantae; Streptophyta; Magnoliopsida; Lamiales; Oleaceae. Gene Ontology annotation, biological process: plant-type primary cell wall biogenesis; cellulose biosynthetic process.
UGGGUUCUGAUUGAUUGAGAAAUGUUGUUUCGUUAAUGGAUUUUCGUUGAUAAUGUAUCCUUUUGCUUUCUUGGGACGGCUGGCGGAUUUUUCUUUGCAUCAGUUUUUGAUGCAUUGGUUUUUCAGUCAAACAGGCGGCCUAUGCAAAACCGAAAUCUGCAUGAAAAUCAAUUAAUUUAUUCGUUUAUGGUAGCUAGGAAGAACAAAAUAUUGUGGCCAGCCGCUCCAACUAUGAUGUUUGAGACUCAAUUUCGAAUUCAAUCAUGGUGAAAACACCAAACCACAUGAUAAUCUCAGCUGCAAAGAAAGUUUGGUAAUAUAAUGGAGGCCAGUGCAGGCUUAGUAGCUGGUUCUCACAACCGGAACGAACUUGUUGUGAUCCGUCGCGAUGGAGAGUUCUUGCGAACGCCGCUAGAGCAGUUAAUCAGGAAAAUAUGCCAGAUAUGUGGAGAUGAUGUUGGAUUGACAGUUGAUGGAGAGCUGUUUGUGGCUUGCAACGAAUGCGCCUUCCCCAUUUGUAGGACUUGCUACGAGUACGAGCGUCGUGAAGGAAGCCAGGUAUGCCCUCAGUGUAAAACCAGGUUCAAACGUCUCCAAGGCUGUGCCAGGGUCGAUGGGGAUGAAGAAGAGGAUAACAUUGAUGACCUCGAGAACGAGUUCAAGCAGCAGGAUUUCGCGCUUGUGCCUGUAGAGCUUGUCUACGGUGCCCUGCCUUCUCAAGUCCUCCUUCUCACUGAUGGUAGCACGGUUGAUGAUAUCCCACAUGAACAACAUGCUCUGGUCCCUGCAUAUGGUCGUGUUGGUAAAAGAGUUCAUCCUCAUUCUUCGGCUGAUUACUGCCUUUCAGUUCCAGCAGCUCAACCUAGAUCGUUGGACCCGUCAAAGGAUUUAGCAGCGUACGGCUAUGGUAGUGUAGCCUGGAAAGAGAGGAUGGAGAAUUGGAAACGGAAGCAAGAGAGAAUAAAUGCUAAGCAUGAAAAUGGAGGCAAAGAUUCUGAUGAUGAUGGAGAAGGACCCGAUCUAUCCUUGAUGGUUGAGGCUAGACAGCCACUAUCAAGAAAAGUACCGAUUCCAUCAGGUCAAAUCAACCCUUAUCGAAUGAUAAUUAUUAUCCGUCUUGUAGUUCUCGGAUUCUUCCUCCAUUACCGAAUCACGCAUCCAGUGAACGAGGCAUAUGCACUGUGGCUUGUAUCAAUUAUAUGUGAAAUUUGGUUUGCAGUUUCAUGGAUUCUUGAUCAGUUCCCAAAAUGGCUCCCAAUUGAUAGGGAAACCUACCUGGAUAGAUUGUCUUUAAGGUACGAAAAGGAGGGUCAACCUUCUGAGCUUUCACCAAUUGAUAUAUUUGUGAGUACAGUAGAUCCCUUGAAAGAACCCCCUUUAGUCUCCGCAAACACGGUGUUGUCAAUUCUUGCAGUAGACUAUCCUGUAGAAAAGGUGUCCUGCUAUGUGUCUGAUGAUGGAGCUGCCAUGUUGACGUUCGAAGCCUUGUCAGAAACAAUGGAGUUUGCACGGAAAUGGGUACCUUUUUGCAAGAAAUUUAAUAUUGAGCCCAGGGCACCUGAGUGGUAUUUUGCUCAAAAGAUGGAUUAUCUCAAGGACAAGGUGUUGCCUUCAUUUGUGAAGGAGCGACGAGCUAUGAAGAGAGAGUAUGAAGAGUUCAAAGUUCAUAUUAAUUCUUUGGUUGCUAAAGCGCAAAAAGUUCCAGAAGAAGGGUGGACAAUGCAGGAUGGGACCCCUUGGCCUGGAAAUAACGUCCGAGAUCAUCCUGGAAUGAUUCAGGUAUUUCUAGGCCAAAGCGGGGGGCAAGACACUGAUGGAAAUGAAUUACCGCGUUUGGUAUAUGUCUCCAGGGAAAAAAGACCUGGUUUUAAUCACCACAAAAAGGCUGGUGCAAUGAAUGCACUGGUUCGUGUCUCUGCCAUUCUCACCAAUGCUCCUUAUUUGUUGAAUUUGGAUUGUGAUCACUACAUCAAUAAUAGCAAGGCUCUCAGGGAAGCAAUGUGCUUUAUGAUGGAUCCUUUGUUACGGAAAAAGGUUUGCUACGUACAGUUUCCCCAGAGGUUUGAUGGAAUUGAUAGGAGUGAUCGAUAUGCUAACCGGAACACUGUGUUCUUUGAUAUUAACAUGAAAGGCCUGGAUGGGAUACAAGGGCCUAUCUAUGUUGGGACUGGCAGUGUGUUCAGGAGACGAGCAUUUUAUGGUUAUGAUGCCCCAAAGUCAAAGAAGGCUCCUGGAAGAACCUGCAAUUGCUUGCCUAGGUGGAGUCUUUGUUGUUCUGAAAGUAAGAAAAAGAAAGCUAAAAUGGCUACUUCUGCUGAGAAGAAAAAGGAUUCUAAAGACAAUCUGAAGACACAAUCACUUACUUUGCAGGAAAUUGAAGAGUCCAUUGAAGUAACCGAGAGUGAGAAAAAACCUGUGCUUCCUAAGGAGAAACUAAAGAACAAAUUCGGUCAAUCCUCUGCUUUCGUUGCGUCAAUACUAAUUGAAGAUGGUGGAAUCCUUAAAAAUGCUAGCCCUGCCUCUUUGUUGAAGGAGGCCAUUCAUGUGAUUAGCUGUGGAUAUGAAGACAAGACAGACUGGGGAAAAGAGAACUAUCAAAAGAACACAAUUCACCCUUCCGGUGUAAUUGAUGAAUCGCUUGAAAUUAUAUACUCUAGUCAUAUAAGACUACACAAGGUUGGGUGGAUCUAUGGUUCUGUUACAGAAGACAUUUUAACUGGUUUUAAAAUGCACUGCCAUGGAUGGCGAUCUAUAUAUUGCGUCUCCUCAAGACCAGCGUUCAAAGGUUCUGCACCCAUAAAUUUAUCAGACCGACUGAAUCAAGUUCUCCGUUGGGCCCUUGGUUCUGUCGAAAUUUUUCUAAGCAGGCACUGCCCGCUCUGGUACGGGUAUGGAGGAGGUUUGAAAUGGUUGGAGCGUUUGUCCUACAUUAACGCAGCAAUAUAUCCGUUGACAUCAAUUCCCCUGGUGGCUUACUGCACCUUGCCUGCCGUAUGCUUGUUAACGGGACACUUUAUAAUUCCUGAGCUUAGCAAUUCUGCUAGUUUGUGGUUUUUGUCCCUCUUUAUCUGUAUAUUUUCGACUAGUAUCCUGGAAAUGAGAUGGAGUGGUGUAGGCAUCGAGGAUUGGUGGAGAAACGAGCAAUUUUGGGUCAUUGGAGGUGUUUCAGCACAUCUUUUUGCAGUCUUUCAGGGAAUCUUGAAAGUACUAGCUGGUGUCGACACGAACUUCACUGUUACUUCAAAAGCAGGAGACGAUGUAGAGUUCUCCGACUUGUACGCAUUCAGGUGGACGACAUUGCUCAUUCCUCCGACUACCCUUCUGAUAUUAAACCUGAUUGGAGUAAUUGCUGGAAUUUCUAAUGCAAUUAAUAAUGGAUACCAGUCUUGGGGACCUUUGGUGGGUAAACUGUUUUUUGCCUUCUGGGUUAUAGUACACUUGUAUCCUUUCCUUAAGGGUCUACUCGGACGCCAGAGCCGGGCACCUACAAUCAUCAUUGUCUGGUCAAUACUACUUGCUUCAAUACUUUCACUUAUGUGGGUUCGAGUAGAUCCAUUCUCGGCCAGGUCUGAUGAGCCUGUAUUGGAAGAAUGUGGGUUGGACUGCAAUUAGUCGAACUAUUCGCAUGUGUCCGGACAUGGAUUCUUACUGAGUUCAUAGCGAAGAUUCCAGUCGUUUUCGAGUAUCGUGAAAAUUAAUCCUUCGAAGAGGUUUCUCAAUCUAGUUUGUCAUGUAUAGUUUGCGCUUGAGUGCUUGCUGAUAAAUGAUGGUUACUAUCUAUUGGCAAUUAAGAGAGCACCACAUCAAGAAAGUGCAUAGGAAUUGAUAUUUACAGAUACAGAUUGGAUUAUAAGACAAGUAUUGCAUACCA